GCAUCAUAGAGCACCCAUUAAGUAAAUGUGUUCGCUUAUGUUAAACAAUGCCUCUGCUACUUCAUUGACCUGGGGGAGCUCUAUCUUCACUUGUGGGAAGUGUAUUGGCUUCUAUGAUGUGCAAAGGUGUUUACCAGCCAAAUCAUGCAGUGGAGUUGCAUUCAGGCCAAGAGCUUUUGCAAGUCGGAAUUCUGUGAAGAAGUUGAGAAGGGAGAGGCUAGCAAGCGAAAGGGUAGCUGAUAAGACUACUGCUAGUUCUGAAAAUGUUCAAAAUGUUGACAAGGUGGAGCUUUCUGAUGAUUCAGCUGCAGAGAAAGGAGUUAAUAUCCCUUCCAGAGGUGCUGUGCUUCAGGCUUGCACUGUUACUUCCGGGUUGAUAGCUGCUUUGGGUAUACUAAUACGACAGGCAUCUCAUGUUGCAUCAAUCGAAGGAUUACCAGUCAUUGACUGCUCAUUGGAAGUAUCAUUUGAGUUUGAGACAUGGCAUCUUCAGUUGAUUGCGGGAUUGGUUAUUUUGAUAUCAUCAUCACGAUACCUAUUACUGAAGACAUGGCCAGAAUUCGCAGAGUCUAGCAAAGCAGCCAAUCAACAGGUACUUACUUCACUUCAACCUUUGGAUUUCAUAAUCGUUUCAUUUUUGCCUGGGUUCAGCGAGGAACUUCUUUUCCGUGGUGCACUGCAACCUCUUUUUGGAUCCAAUUUGAGUAGUGCCUUGGUGGUUGCCCUUGUCUUUGGUGCUCUACACCUUGGCAGUGGCCGAAAGUAUUCCUUCGCAGUCUGGGCAAGUUUGGUUGGCUUUGUGUAUGGUUAUGCAACCAUUGCAUCUUCUAGCCUUGUUGUGCCAAUGGUUUCUCAUGCAAUGAACAACUUGGUGGGAGGGAUUUUAUGGCAAUACAGAUCAGAUUCAUCGCGACAGAUAUCAGAUUCAAACUAGAGGUCGAUACUGUAAGCUAGAAUAGGGAAAGAUUAAAAUGAUACAUGUACAAAAUUCCAGAUGAAAUGCACUUGUCACCCGGCCCCUGUUAAUUUGAAUGCAAAAGCUGUCAUUUCUUUUGCAAAAACUUGCCUUUUCUGUUCAAAUGUGAUAAUUGUCACUAGAUCUCAAGGUGCUAUAAAUAGGGAGAAAUGCUUUCUUGCAAAGCAAUGUGCACUUAAGCUCUAGUAUCUUAUUCGUAUAGUUAGCUGAAAAGAAUGAACAAGAUGAUGAAGUCUUCAUUGGCAAUUAUGCUCGCCUUGUUUUCCAUCAUUCUGGUGGCUAACAUGGGCCAAAUGAAAUUAGCAGAAGCCAGCAGUA
Messenger RNA from Fragaria vesca subsp. vesca, 1294 nucleotides. RefSeq lists its product as uncharacterized. Lineage: Eukaryota; Viridiplantae; Streptophyta; Magnoliopsida; Rosales; Rosaceae. The transcript is spliced from 8 exons. Gene Ontology annotation, molecular function: metalloendopeptidase activity. The coding region runs from base 26 to 934 and encodes 302 amino acids. The record is from RefSeq and is a predicted model, not a curated record. Gene Ontology annotation, biological process: CAAX-box protein processing. Gene Ontology annotation, cellular component: membrane.